GAGCUUUUUAAGACUGACAAAUGCUGGUACUUCAUCUUCUAUAAGUGAACUAUAAUUUCUUUUCUUAAGACAACUACAUAAGCAGACAAAAUUGCAAAGAUCUGCCCUGUGUCGAGUAUGACAGCCACAACUCGUGGCUCUCCAGUUGGAGGGAAUGACAACCAGGGCCAAGCUCCUGAUGGACAGUCUCAGCCCCCCCUCCAACAGAACCAGACUUCAUCGCCUGAUUCUUCCAAUGAGAAUUCCCCGGCAACUCCUCCUGAUGAGCAAGGUCAAGGUGAUGCCCCUCCACAGAUUGAAGAUGAGGAACCUGCAUUUCCACAUACUGACUUGGCAAAGUUAGACGAUAUGAUCAACAGGCCUCGAUGGGUCAUUCCAGUUUUGCCGAAAUGGGAAUUAGAAGUGCUUUUAGAAGCUGCUAUUGAUCUUAGUAAGAAAGGGUUUGCCAAGUCUGCCCAUAUCACCACAGUGUAG
This is a messenger RNA of Peromyscus californicus insignis, 474 nucleotides long. Its product is annotated as probable ubiquitin carboxyl-terminal hydrolase FAF-X. Bases 118 to 474 code for a protein of 118 amino acids. The transcript has 4 exons. The record is from RefSeq and is a predicted model, not a curated record. NCBI's taxonomy places the organism in Eukaryota, Metazoa, Chordata, Mammalia, Rodentia, Cricetidae.